Molecule: messenger RNA, 586 nt
Organism: Pogona vitticeps (central bearded dragon)
Lineage: Eukaryota; Metazoa; Chordata; Lepidosauria; Squamata; Agamidae
Source: RefSeq, a predicted model, not a curated record
AUGGGGCUUUCAAGGUUGAGCCACACCUCCUUCUCAAUAUUGAAUGCUUUCCUUUCCUUUCUCUUCCAGAAAUCCCAGUUUGUACAGUUUGCAGAUGUUUUCCCCCUGAAAGAGUUUGGUUAUCAGCCGGGCCCAGUCCAGUACCUGGAAACGGUGGGCUGGAUUGAAUUCGUGGCGGGUUUCCUGUUGGCCUUCGGACCUCAGCUCCUGCAGGAAAUUAGCAAUUUUGUGCUCACUAUCGUCAUGAUAGGUGCGAUCUACACUCUCCUGGUUUUGAAAGAACCCGUUGCCAUGUGUGCUCCUGCCACCGUCUGCCUCGGUCUUCUGCUCCUCCUCAAUAUUCGGGGGCGAGGGAGGGUCGCCAAGGCGAAGUUCGAAUGAGGGACGUGUGUGUGUGUGUGUGUGUGUGUGGGGAGGGGGAGCCAGUCGGGGAGAAAGGGAGGGACUGGAAAGGAUCCUGUUGAGAUGGCAAGGACGCUUGAUUUUCUCACCCUUGUCCGGCCAACUUGGUAAUGGCAGAAGUUGGAACCCUCCAAUCAUGGAACCUAGAAAGGCUCGCUGAACCUGAGACGACUCAAAGUAAAUC